ACUCUUUCCGGCCGUCCCUUUUCAAUGAACUGGGAACUGCGGAAGGAGCACGCAAACGUCAUUUCCGAAUUGGAGCCACGCCUUAUAGUCUGCAACAUGGAGGCGACCAGUGGAAAUGAUGAGUUGGUUUCCGGGGAACUGACGUCCGUGGCGCACGCUGUUUCUCUCCCAGCAGAGUCUUAUGGCAACGAUCCUGAUAUUGAGAUGGCUUGGGCCAUGAGAGCAAUGCAGCAUGCUGAAGUCUACUACAAACUGAUUUCAUCAGUUGACCCACAGUUCCUGAAACUCACCAAAGUGGAUGACCAAAUCUAUUCUGAGUUUCGGGAAAAUUUUAAGAAACUCAGGAUAGAUGUAUUGGACCCAGAAGAGCUCAAAUCAGAAGGAGCUAAAGAGAAGUGGAGACCAUUCUGUUUGAAGUUUGAUGGGAUUGUAGAAGACUUCAACUAUGGUACUUUGCUGCGACUGAACUGUUCUCAGGGCUACACUGAGGAAAACACCAUCUUUGCACCCAGGAUACAAUUUUUUGCCAUUGAAAUUGCUCGGAACCGGGAAGGUUAUAACAAAGCAGUUUACACUAGUGUUCAGGACAAAGAAGAAGAGAAAGGAGCCAACAAUGGAGGAGACAAAGGAGCCAACAGUGGAGGAGAAGAAGAGAAAGGAGCCAACAGAGAAGGAGAAAAGGAGAAAAUCAACAAAGGAGGAGAAAAAGAGAAAGAAGCCUACAAAGAAAUCAACAAAAGUGGUGAAAUAGCUAUGUAAGGUAGACAGGGAACAGCACUCUAGAAGCUGUGAUUCAGCUGAGCCUACAAGUACCAUGAUGCUACUUGCACAGGCCCCUAUGGUGAAAUGUAUCUCCUUGUUCACUGGAAGGACAUGCAGAAGGACAUCUUUCUGGCCUAAUCAUCAGGAGCUGCAAUGGUUGUUCUCUUGUAUGAACUGGCUUGAACACUAUUAGUGGGGUCUUAGUUGAUGGUUUCUUGCUUCUCACCACCAGUCAAGUAAGAAAUUUUGUAAAUAAAUUUCUUUUGGUUCUUAUGACUA
Messenger RNA from Globicephala melas (long-finned pilot whale), 1041 nucleotides. RefSeq names its product polysaccharide biosynthesis domain containing 1 (gene PBDC1). Gene Ontology annotation, cellular component: cytoplasm. NCBI's taxonomy places the organism in Eukaryota, Metazoa, Chordata, Mammalia, Artiodactyla, Delphinidae. The record is from RefSeq and is a predicted model, not a curated record.